This is a messenger RNA of Paramecium tetraurelia, 384 nucleotides long. RefSeq lists its product as uncharacterized. Gene Ontology annotation, molecular function: structural constituent of ribosome. The record is from RefSeq and is a predicted model, not a curated record. Lineage: Eukaryota; Ciliophora; Oligohymenophorea; Peniculida; Parameciidae. Gene Ontology annotation, cellular component: mitochondrial large ribosomal subunit; ribosome. Gene Ontology annotation, biological process: mitochondrial translation. The transcript is spliced from 2 exons.
AUGCAAAAAAUACUCAAUUUUAGGGAAUACUUUUUAAAUCCAAAAGGAAUCAAGAUUGUGCCUACUUCUAAUUUCAAGAGAGCAACACCUAUUGAGCGACUAUUCGAUUAAUCUGUAGUAUUGCAUAGAGCAGAGAAGCAAUUAGAGAAAAAUGUUGUUGCAUUCAAAUUACAACCAUACAAAUAUUCAUUGAAUAAACCUGAAAUAAAGCAAUAUUUUAUGCAAUUGUACGGAUUGAAUGUUGAUAAAGUGAACACUAUUAAUUAUAUGGGAGCAAUUAAGAGAUCACCCAAAGGAGGUCGUUAUAGAGAGAAGGAUUUUAAGAAAGUGUAUUUAUAACUAAAUGAAGAAAUUGAACCAUUCUUUUAGAAAAUAGAGAAGUGA